Messenger RNA from Neolamprologus brichardi, 675 nucleotides. The record is from RefSeq and is a predicted model, not a curated record. NCBI's taxonomy places the organism in Eukaryota, Metazoa, Chordata, Actinopteri, Cichliformes, Cichlidae.
AUGGUCACAGACCACGUCCUUGCCGGCCCUGACGGUCAGUGCUACAGGAACAGGAAGUUGUUCCCGUCCAUAAUCCUGCAGGCGGCAUGUGACCAUCAGGGCCGCUUUGUCGAUACACAUGUGGGCUGGCUGGGGCCAGUGCAUGACUCCAGGGUCCUCAGCCACAGCCCACUGUACCGACAGGCCCGUUACCCUCCCCCAGGGCAUUUUAUCCUUGCAGAUGGAGGGUACUCAUGUCUCCAACAUCCACUCUCCCUCAUCACCCCCUACAAGAGGCCAGUCCACGGUGUGGGAGCCCAGCGCUUUAAUGCACAUCACUCCAGGGCACGCUCUGUCAUAGAGCGUGCCUUUGGAAUGAUGAAGACAAGGUUCCGUGUCAUCUUCCUGCAAGCGCUGGAGGUGCACCACACCUUUGUGCCACAUGUCAUAACAGCAUGUGCCGUGCUGCACAACAUCUGCAUCGGUGCUGGUGACAUUGUGGCCCCAGAUGAGGAACCCGAGGAUGAUGGCCAAGAUGAGGGGGAGACUGGUGUGGAGGCAGUCAGUGGUGCACACUGGCGGGACCAGCUAUCUGCUGAGGUGUCUGCCCUGGAGGAGGUACCCCCGGACCAUGAUUAUUGUCAGCAGACCCAAGUGGAGGAUGUUGCGGUGGACAGUGGGGAUGAGCAUGCCUGA